Acomys russatus (golden spiny mouse) is the source of this 1422-nucleotide messenger RNA. It is a transcript of the gene Dnaaf10, whose product is annotated as dynein axonemal assembly factor 10. Gene Ontology annotation, molecular function: ubiquitin binding. The transcript has 8 exons. Bases 106 to 1179 code for a protein of 357 amino acids. Lineage: Eukaryota; Metazoa; Chordata; Mammalia; Rodentia; Muridae. The record is from RefSeq and is a predicted model, not a curated record.
CCAACUUGCUAAGGCAUCCGGGUAGAGUGUGGCUAGGGAGGGACAAACUGCCCCUGAGAUGUUUGCAUUCUGGUUUCCAAGUUAGUGCUUGUCUGUAUCUACACCAUGUCUACCUUCGAGAAGCCUCAGAUCAUUGUCCACAUUCAAAAGGGGCUCAACUACACGGUGUUCGACUGCAAAUGGGUGCCCUGUAGUGCCAAGUUCGUGACGAUGGGCAACUUCGCCCGGGGCACCGGCGUUAUACAGGUGUACGAGAUCCAGCGCGGGGACGUAAAGCUGCUGCGGGAGAUCGAGAAGGCUAAGCCCUUUAAGUGUGGAACAUUUGGUGCCACGUCUUUGCAGCAGAGAUACUUAGCUACUGGAGAUUUUGAUGGAACUCUUCAUAUAUGGAAUUUGGAAGCUCCAGAGAUGCCAGUGUAUUCUGUGAAGGGUCACAAAGAAAUUAUAAAUACUAUAGAUGGGAUAGGUGGACUUGGAAUUGGGGAAGGAGCACCUGAAAUUGUGACCGGCAGCCGAGAUGGCACUGUAAAGGUGUGGGACCCAAGGCAAAAAGAUGAUCCUGUUGCUAACAUGGAACCUGCACAAGGAGAAAACAAGAGAGACUGUUGGACGGUGGCAUUUGGCAAUGCUUAUAGUCAAGAAGAACGUGUAGUUUGUGCUGGCUAUGACAAUGGGGACAUCAAGCUGUUCGACCUCAGAAACAUGUCGCUGCGGUGGGAGACAAACAUUAAAAAUGGGGUGUGUAGCUUGGAGUUUGACAGAAAAGACAUAAGUAUGAAUAAGUUGGUAGCGACAUCCCUGGAAGGGAAGUUCCACGUCUUUGACAUGAGAACACAGCACCCCACCAAAGGCUUUGCUUCUGUUACAGAAAAGGCCCAUAAGUCCACCAUAUGGCAAGUUCGGCAUCUGCCUCAGAACAGAGAGCUCUUUCUGACAGCGGGAGGUGCCGGGAGCCUUCACCUCUGGAAGUAUGAAUACCCUACUCAGCGGUCAAAGAAAGAUUCCGAAGGAGUAGAGAUGGGAGUGGCCGGUUCCGUCAGCCUGCUGCAGAAUGUGACCUUGUCUACUCAGCCCGUCUCCAGUUUGGACUGGAGUCCUGACAAAAGGGGGCUCUGUAUCUGUAGUUCCUUCGACCAGAUGGUGCGAGUCUUGAUUGUUACAAAGCUCCAGACCAUCUGACCCAAGGCUUUGAACUUGAAACUUUCCAGAGGGUUACUCACAGAAUUUGAGAUGUGUCCUGCGUCCUCUGGUCUCAUUGAAGAUGGUUGAAUCUGAGUGAUGGGUGACUGCCACAGGGAAAAGCCAGCCAACCCCUAGCUUCUUUGGGUGUUGCUGGCCUGACACGCAUGCUGCUGCAUGUGAAGGUGCCACACACCAGGGUCAGCUUUGUUGCUUUUCCACACAUUUCUACUUAAAAAAAAA